UGAGCUCUGUGCCUGUGCAGUUAGCAGAAGGAGCUGCAAAACUAACGUCUGGGGGUACAUGACAUCAAAAGCCGGGGAAAGUGGUACAUCUGAAGCAUCAUCUCCAUUUAAAAGUGGAACAUGGCCAAUGUGGAGACACUGAAUGAAAUGGCCCAGCUGGAGCGGUCGAGAUUUGGCCGACCCCCACCAAGACACGGACUCAAACUGCUGCACUGGUUUGCCAAUGAUUGUGUAACUUUUGAUAGAAACAAUGAUAUGGUUUCACAGUGUGACCCCGAGGGCGAGGAAUAUGGUUUCCACUAUUUUGGGAACAGAUAUGACAGAAAUGGCAUAAAACUCCUGCCAGAUGUGAACUUCCCCUACUAUGUGGUGGGCAAUCUCAAUUCAGAAGGAUCACAUGAGCUGCCUGGUUACGUCUCUGGAGAGUACACUGACCUCAAAGAUGACAGUAACACAGACCGCAUAAUUGUCAGCCUCGACAAUGACUGGUUCGAUAAAGUUUACAUCACCACACACACUGACGAGUCAAACUAUGACCCAGAUAACACCUAUCGCAUCACCAAGGGCCUACUCAAGAUUAUCAGUCGGCUGAGCUUGGACGAGUUUCUGUGUCAGACAGGGUAUUAUAACAAGCCGAGGAAUAGAAUCACACCAAUGAACAUUCAUCACCCAUCAGCACCAACUUGCACCGACUUUUUCUGCGUUAUUAUUAUUAUUAUUAUUAUUAUCAUUAUUAUUAUUGUCUACAAAUUGAAUGUGUGAAAUAUCUCGCUAGUAUUUUUAUAGAUUUCUGUACCGCUGAAUGGUAAGGAGGUGGACGCAAGUACAGAGAAAAGCGAGAUUUAUUAGGGGCAAAUCCAAAGUCAAGGUCGUUAAGGUAGUCCAGGGUCAGUUUACCAAACGAAGAGCAUGAGGAUACAUGACAAGACCAAGGGCUAAUAAAUGUCUGUCUACGUAAAGAGAGCCUGUGUGUCUUGCUUCUCGCCCUGCGACACUUGGGCCGUUACAUAUUCCGUUAAACAGUUUCUGUUUCUCAAAGUGAUUUUUAAUUUCAAAAGUCAAUGAACAAAUAAUUAACUUUGUAUCAACACACAGCAUUCCAAGUGGAACAACAAUUUGCUAUGCUUCUAACUAUGUUGUUUCAAUAUAAGGUGUAUUAAUAGCUUUGUUGUCACUAAUGACAAGUUUGAUUCCUGUGUAUCCUAGUCACACCACUGGCUGUGACAGAGAAAUAGACAUAUCUCUGAAUCAAUAGAAUGUAUGGCAGACACUUUGUUACCAGCAUAUCUUCCUUUUUCAAUGGUGCUAAAAACAUUUUCACAUAAAUUUAGUGAUCUAUAUGGAGGUUUAAGCUCUUGGGCCAGAAGGUCAACAGCAAAUUCAGAAUGUGCAGCAGAGGAGAGGAAACCCUUAGCCAUAUUAUUGAUGGCUGAACAGUGCUGGAACCUAUGGAGUACAUGAAGAGGCACAAAAAAAUGAUGAUUAAUGAACAAAUACUAAAUAUAAUCUUACUUAUGAAGCUAAUUUCAAAUGUUUUUUGUAUCAAUCAUUGUAAUAUUUAGGGCAAGUUUUUUAAGGCAAAUAUUUUUAUCCAAAGUGACUUACAAUUAUGACUGAGUACAACUUGAA
Molecule: messenger RNA, 1629 nt
Organism: Electrophorus electricus (electric eel)
Lineage: Eukaryota; Metazoa; Chordata; Actinopteri; Gymnotiformes; Gymnotidae
Source: RefSeq, a predicted model, not a curated record